Trichoplusia ni (cabbage looper) is the source of this 1115-nucleotide messenger RNA. RefSeq names its product viral IAP-associated factor homolog (gene viaf). Bases 107 to 796 code for a protein of 229 amino acids. Gene Ontology annotation, cellular component: cytoplasm. NCBI's taxonomy places the organism in Eukaryota, Metazoa, Arthropoda, Insecta, Lepidoptera, Noctuidae. Gene Ontology annotation, biological process: protein folding. The record is from RefSeq and is a predicted model, not a curated record. The transcript is spliced from 5 exons.
CAGUGGUCACUCCGGAUUAAUCAUUUUGAUGCCUUGAUGGUGUCAGAUUUCCUCCUUUAUUUAUUCUUAUAAUUUAAAGCAAUAAGCUCAAUAUUUCUAACACAAAAUGCAGAAUCCAAACGAGGAUACAGAAUGGAACGAUGUCCUUCGCGCUAAAGGAAUUAUACCUCCGAAGGAGGCGGAGGUUUCAGAAGAACAAAUAGUAAAUAUGAUAGAGCAAACCAUCAAGCAGAAACAGGAAGAGAAGGACAAACAAAUGUCCGAACUGGACCUGGAUGGCCUUGAUGAGCUUGAAGAUUCAGAAGACGAAGCUGUCAUAGAAGAAUACAGAAGGAGGCGUAUUGCUGAGCUCAAGAGACUGUCUGAGAAGACGAGGUUCGGUGAUAUCAGAGAAGUGUCCGGCCAGGACUAUGUGCAGGAGGUCAACAAGGCUGGUGAGGGCAUCUGGGUGGUUAUACACCUGUACAAGCAAGGUAUCCAGCAAUGUGCUCUUAUCAACCAGUACAUGCGGCAGCUGGCUGCCAAGUACCCGUACACCAAGUUCCUGAAGGCCGUUGCACAGACAUGUAUCCCCAACUUCCCAGAGAGGAAUCUGCCCAGUGUAUUUGUGUACUUUGAGGGGGACAUGAAGAAGCAGUUCAUUGGCUCCACAGAGCUCAGAGGGACUUCUCUAACUCUUGAUGAAUUUGAAUACAUCCUCGGACAAGUUGGUGCAGUAGACACAAAGAUCACAGAGGACCCGAGACCUAAAAUCAAGGACAAGCUGUUCACAGACCUUGGAUCAAAUGACUGGUGAUUAGUGAGGAUCACCACAUCACCAGUGCGAGAACUGUAUGCUUUGGUGCGGGUAUUGUGCUUAAGUUGCGGAGUAUUUAUUUUUGUUAAGAUAUGAGAAUAAGUAUUGUGUUAAUUAACUAGAAAAUUGUUUUAAAAGUUAUAGUUUUCUCGACCUUAUCGCCACGAAGUAAUGACGCGAUAUAACAAUAUCAGUUGAAGUGCAUUUUAAUAUUUUUUGUGUAUUUACUAUUUUGUAAUGUGUAUCAUUGAGAGCUUUAUUUCUAUACAACUUAUUGUUGUAACUGAUGAGAUUUAUAAAUAAAACAAAUGUUGUCUAA